AUGACCGUUUUUAUAUUUUCAAUUGGAAUUUCCUACAUUCAACUCUGUCUUACCUACCACGACCGGUCAUUUGACCGACUCAAUACCAAAACUAUAAAGUCGUUACAAACGAAAGGUAAUGUAAUUGUGGCACGAUUUUAUCCAAGAAGUGCCUUUCAGAAAAUGGUCUACAGCACUUCCAAAUAUCAACGAAGCCAAUGGUCACAAACCGAUAAAUUCGCUAUGAUUUCCGAAGUUUGGUACAAAUUUAUUGACAACAGUCAAAAUUGUUAUAAACCAGGACCAUAUAUUACUAUUGACGAACAAUUGUUUCCAACAAAAGCAAAAUGUAGAUGCACUCAAUACAUGCCCAAUAAACCGGACAAAUUUGGUAUAAAAUUUUGGUUAGCAUCCGAUGUACGUAGCAAAUAUAUAAUAAACGGCUUUCCAUAUUUGGGAAAAGAUGAAAGUAGAGAACCCUCAGUUCCUCUUGGAGAGUUUGUCACUAUGAAAUUAGCAGAAUCGUAUGUAGGAUGUGGAAGAAAUAUAACCACGGACAACUUUUUUACAAGCCUACCUUUAGCAACAAAACUUUUAGGAAAAAAAACUACGAUUGUUGGGACAAUUAGAGCAACCAAACCAAGAAAGAAAGUUCUAAUUCUCAGUUCAAUGCACAACCCCGUACAAGUUGAAGAAAAUGACACCCGAACACCGGAGACAAUUCAAUUGUAUAAUAGCACCAAAUUUGGCGUAGAUGUGACAGACCAAAUGGCCAGAAAUUAUUCGCAAGUGUUUCUUAAUAUCUUGGAUUUAGCCGGGAUAAAUGCAUGGGUGUUAUAUAAAGAAACUACGGAAGAGAAAUUACAAGACAGGAAUUUCUAUUCAGAUUGGCAGAAGAAUCUGCCAUCGAAAACUAACAAGAUCCCGGCAAAGAAAAUCAACAAAUACCCAUCGCAAGUACAAGUACAGGUUCCCGUGAACGGAAGACAUGUCAGAUAA
This is a messenger RNA of Vespa crabro (European hornet), 978 nucleotides long. RefSeq names its product piggyBac transposable element-derived protein 4-like. The coding region runs from base 1 to 978 and encodes 325 amino acids. The transcript has 6 exons. The record is from RefSeq and is a predicted model, not a curated record. Lineage: Eukaryota; Metazoa; Arthropoda; Insecta; Hymenoptera; Vespidae.